GAAGAAGAAGUAGAAGCAGAAGAAGGCCCUUAGAAAUUGUUUUGACCCGGAAGUGGUUAUCCGCGGGACGAUUACUCGAAAAUAUUUUCAAAGACAAUAGAACAUGUGUUUAUGAACAUUUUAUUUCUUCCGUUAAUCAUUUACAGAGAAAUGGCUUCUCCGAACCAUAAUCCCGGUGUAGCAGGGACAGUCACGGUGACGGCUUCGCCAGCUGGUAAAACACAGACUUUGGUGGUGGCUUCUAGCCCGGCCGGGCACCGCGGUAAGAAGCGACCUGCUAACACGGUCACCUCUCCUGCUCUACCGGCCAGUGGGAACAACAGCAAGAAGAAGAAGCAGCCCAUCGCAAACCAGACACAAGCGCAGGUAGUUUCCUCGCUGCAAGUUAGCUAGCUAGGAAGCUACUACAUACGCAGAGGAAUAAAUAAUAAUAAUAAUUGGUCAUUUAGCAGACGCUCUUAUCCAGAGCAAUUAUGGUUAAGUGCCUUGCUCAAGGGCACAUCGACAGAUUUUUCACCUAGUCGGCUCGGGGAUUAGAACCAGCGACCUUUCGGUUACUGGCACAACGCUCUUACCCACUAAGCUACCUGCCGCCCAUAGACAGGCCAAUGAAAAUGUUUCUGAUUUCGAUGAUACAGUACCAAAAAUUGAGUGGGCGUGGUAAGAGGUCCUCCCAUUACAAUAAAAUACAGUUAUAGUCACUUCACCACUUUUUAACCUCGUAUUUAACAUCUCCAGUUAAGUCCCAGUGAAAACUAUGAUCUACAUUCUGCAGUCAAAAUUAUAAUCAAUCUCUUUUGUUUUUCUAAACACCAAAGAUCACUCAAACUUGAAAAGUAGAGAGAUUACAUAAUGCUUGUAAUGCUGGCUGCACUUUAUCCAAACUGGUUGGUGUAACUAGUUAUGUAACAGCUGAGCUGUCCCCUGGGCCACGUUCAGUUGCCAAACAACGUUGCAGAUAGAAAUGCCACGAAUAGAGCCUACGUGAUUACUUAUUUUACAUGUCAGAGAGGCGUGUUGUAUAAACAUAGCAUAUUUCAAUCUAAACGUUACAAAACGUUGCGUCCUGCUAAACCACCCCUGUAGGUGGCUGCAGUGGAGGCGGUGUCUGAGGGGAAGGCAGUGGGCGUGUCUGACGCUGUAGCUCCAGCCACAACUGACCCUGCAGCCAAACCCCUGCCCUUCAAAGACCCCAUAUUUGUGGUGAGCAGACUGGGGGGAGCACUUGUGAAAUGAUAACUGGUUGAUAGAGCAUUUUCUGUCUUUCACUCACUUGUCUUCGCCUCACUCCUCUCUCUCCCCCCAUUUUUCUCUACAGCAUUCAGGGAUAGGGGGAGCUGCAGCAGGAAAAAAGAACCGAACCUGGAAAAACUUGAAACAGAUCCUGUCAGUGGAACGGACUCUACCCUGGAAGGUCAAUGACCCCAGUUGUGAGUGGGUCUGAUUUUGUGUGUGAAACAUGUUUUGGAUCAAUGUUUCUGCUUUGAAAGAUGUUUACAGUGAAAAUGAUUGCUCAUUUUGGGGAUUUUAACAGAAGGCUGUGUAACUAUAAGCUACUUCUUUGUGCAGUAUUACACCUGACCUGAUACUUUCUGAGCCUUCUCUGAUUGCCUGAGUUUGACCUUUGACCCUGCUGUGUUCAGACUACAGCAUCGAUGCCCCCCCCUCCCUGAAGCCAGCCAAGAAAUACUCAGACAUCUCUGGACUCCCUGUGAGUAACUGACACACACACACACACACACAUACAGACUGUUCUCCAGUCCUCACACAUGUUUAUGGACACCCUAUGAGCUAUUGUCAUUUUGUAUGUGUCAGCUGAACUAAACACACUCACUGCAUUAUGCAAUGUGUCCAUGUGUCAGGCCAAUUACACGGACCCCCAGACCAAGCUGAGGUUCACGUCAUCUGAGGAGUUCUCCUUCCUGCGCCUGCUCCCCACUGACGCCGUCACCGGUUACCUGGCGCUCCGCAAGGCCACCUGCAUUGUACCCUGACCGCAAGGCCUGCUGGGAGAUGGGAGUUCAGCCAGUGUCUGUCCUGGCCAGGGAGGGACAUUGACCAUUAGGGAGAACAACACAACACUGACCUUUGAUCAGUUUCCACUGUCUAGGAGGCGUCUGAGACUCUCGGGGAGAGGGACCAACAGGGACUGUUACAAAGAGAGGGAACUCACACUCUCACACAGACUGAAAACCAAUAGAGACCUUGGACCCCAUUUCAACAACAAGGAAGCGUCUGUAGUGUCAAGAGACUGUAUCACGCCCAAUCUGGCCGAUGUCAUGAUGGGGAUUUGAUGAACACAUUCAGUAGAUUGAAGACCUUUAGAGUUAUCUGCUGUCUACACAGACCUUUUGAGUUAGCUACUGUCUACAGGAAAAACAAACAAGUGAAUAACUUGACCCUCCUAUGAUGAUUGCUCCAUGAUCUGUCUGAAAUCAUCACGUUUCUAUGUGUUUCUCAUGUUGCUGUGUGAUGAUAGUGUUGCUACUUGUUUUAUCUGCCCUCUGUUAGAUAACACCACAACACUCAACAUAUUGUUACCUGUUUUUUUUAUUUAUUUAAAAAACAAAAUACUUAUUAUCCUUACUCAAUAAACUAGUUGUGGCACAUUCUGUAAUCACUCUGUACUACCACCUGCUGUAAGGAU
Molecule: messenger RNA, 2647 nt
Organism: Coregonus sp. 'balchen'
Lineage: Eukaryota; Metazoa; Chordata; Actinopteri; Salmoniformes; Salmonidae
Source: the annotation of a GenBank genome assembly